Messenger RNA from Gambusia affinis (western mosquitofish), 3387 nucleotides. RefSeq names its product MPL proto-oncogene, thrombopoietin receptor (gene mpl). Gene Ontology annotation, molecular function: protein binding; cytokine receptor activity. The transcript has 12 exons. Gene Ontology annotation, biological process: hemopoiesis; cytokine-mediated signaling pathway; positive regulation of cell population proliferation. The record is from RefSeq and is a predicted model, not a curated record. Bases 1064 to 2893 code for a protein of 609 amino acids. Gene Ontology annotation, cellular component: external side of plasma membrane. NCBI's taxonomy places the organism in Eukaryota, Metazoa, Chordata, Actinopteri, Cyprinodontiformes, Poeciliidae.
UUCUCAAUUCCCCCCCCCCCCUGCAUGUUUAAAUGUUUCCCUUCUGCCACACACCUGGAUUGAAUAUGUGGGUGAUUAACAGGCGUCUGCAGCUCUUGAUGGUCAUGCAAUCAUUUGAAUCAGCAGGUACAUCUAAAACAUACAUAGCAGGGGGGCCUGAGGACUGGAAUUGAGAAGUGCUGUCUUAAGGUAACAUUUUUGUACAGCAAGACAGUCUUCGCACAUGUAGACAACUGGAUUUUCUAUAUGGUGUGUGAAAUGCUGCAACAGGACACAUGAAAAAAAAAAAAGAAAUCCUGAUCUGCCCAGCUGCACCGAGCUGAUCUGUCACCGGGUUUCCUCCACAAACCGACCACAUGCACAGAGCUGUCUGUCAAACACGGUUUCUGUGGCCAAGCUUCCUGAGGACCGUCUAACAUGUGAGGAAAACACCAUGGGCCCAAAGUUUAUUUAUAGCUCACAUCUUUCAAAAUUUUACGUUAAAGAACUAGUAUGGGUGAACUUCUGACCCAGAUGAUGUGAGCUCUAUAAAGCUUUUAUGCCAACUUGUUACCGUGUUGUCUGAUCAUAUAAUAUUCUUUGCCUACAUUAAGCAGAUUUAUUGUAAAUAACGCAUGAAAGUUUUGAUAUGUGUUGAAAACUGAACCAAACACAUUUUAUAAACCCUCGAGGAUGAAUUUAGACACAACUCAGGAUCUCAUAGGGGAUCUAGAGCAAGAAUAUAACAAAAGUCGAGAAGAUUAGAGAAGAAAAAGUACCAUUUUGCUGGUCAAUCACAGUCGACAUAUUGGGCAUCCCUGAUUUAGAGCAUCAGUUAUUCAACCAAGAGGUGUGUGGUAACUCUGUAGGAGCUACAGAGAUCCACAGCUCAGGUGGGAGAAUCUGUUGGCAGAGAUACCAUUAGUCAUGUACACAUUAGUUUCCAGACUAAUAGAUUAAUUUGCAAUGUUCUAUCACAGAAAGCCCCAAAGAAAUAUAAUGCAAGCAGUUAAUUUUUCAGCAGGACAACAACUCAAUGCUUCAGAUUCACUGAGAAUCUCCUGGAGUGGCCCAGUCCAGUCCAAUGGCUGAUGGAUAUCUACCAUCCAACCUGAUGGAGCUUGGGAAGAACUGCAUGAACAUAGAUGUUUUGCUCAUACAAGAUGAAGAAGAUCCCAAGUGUUUCACUCGGACAAUGGCUGAUUUCACCUGCUUCUUUGAGACCACAGACAACGGGACAUAUGAUUUUCUCUAUAAUAUUGAAGGGGAGCCAAGUAAGAAGUGUGAAAUGUCUAUGCAUGGAACAGAAAACGGAACUUUCCGACAUGUCUGUUCGUUUCCACUGAUGGAUUUCUUUGCAUACGUUGGGAUGGAAGUGAAAGUGGUGGAUCUGACCAAAAACAUCACUUUGUACAAGCGGACAGUCCAUGUGGAGGAUCUUUGUCUUCUGGAUCCCCCCUCCAUUGUCUCCCUACAGCCAGGAGACACUGUGGGAAAAAUGCUUUUUUCUCUGGACACAAAUUUAAAACGUAUAUGUAAUGAGAAAUAUAGAAUUCACUAUUCUUCCAAGACACUUGGGGAAAAAACAGUAGAGGGAAAAGACAGAAGCUUUCUGCUCUCACUGGAACCAGGUGAGGAGGUUGAGGUUCAGGCUUCUGUGAAAUGUGAAAAUGGACUAGACGCGCAUCCUGGAUACUGGAGUGCCUGGUCGAAACCUGCGAGAGCAAUAGUUCCCCAAAGUGCAGAUGAUAUUUCCCUGGUAUGCUUCACCUCUGACCUGCAACAUGUUACCUGUCACUGGAAUAGCACCAAAUAUGCAGAAAAUGAUUACAAGCUCUUCUAUACCUCUAGUCAACCUUUGAACUGGACGGAGUGUCAGGAUGAUGGAAAUCUUUCUGACACAUGUUCUUUUCAUGGAGAUAAGUCUGGAGCAAUGAAGGUCAAGCUCAGCAGCACUGCAGCUCCACUCAAACGGUUGUUCUUCAGCAAAGAGAUUGAGCUGAAAAAGUCCAUUAAAAGUGGCUCACCAAGUCAUCUGAAAGGAGAACUGAUUAAUGACAAGUUGUGCUUGGAGUGGGAAGCUCCUCUUCCGUCUCUGUCAGACUACAUGGUGUAUGAGGUUGAUGUCCAGAUCAAAGCAGUUGAAGAUUUCAGGAUAACAAAACAGAGAAACACUAGCACGUGUGUACGUCUUUCAUCAGAAGGCCAGUUCAGUGUAAAGGUUAGAGCUAAACCUGAUGGGUCGAUUUAUUCAGGACACUGGAGUGACUGGUCAGAUGUCCUCUCAGGUACCACCACUGAUAAUACAGACAUGCAGCUCGUGUGGUGUUUCUAUGUUUCCAUCCUGGUCAUAACUAUCGGCUUCAUCACAACCAUUUUACUUUAUCGGAGGAAGCUGAAGCUGUUCUUUUGGCCACCAGUGCCCAACCUUGAAAAAGUUCUGCAGGGCUUCCUGACAGACAUCAACCAGCAGAAAUGGGAUCCUGCAGUCACAUCGAAGCUGUACUUUGAAGAAACAACCUCCUCUGUAGUGGAGAUCAUGUCUGCUGAGCUUCCAAAACUCAACAAGCCAACUGAAGAAUUUGACUUCCUCUCCUCUGAUGGAAGCUUUUCCAUUGAGGAACAUGGAAGUUCUGGGAGCGAAACCCUCAGAGACUAUGUAACUCUGAACAAAGAUCUGUCCAUUCUCUGCCUUGAGGAAAACUGUUAUGUCUAUGAGCAGUUUAAAGAUGGAAAAGAUCCUGAGAAAGGAGAAGAACUUUAUACUACAUGCUGCUGUCUUAAGCCUUGCUCAUGCAACAACUAUUUUAACCAUUCUUACCUACCUUUGUCUCAGUCUACAGAUAGCUUGAGUAAAAAUAUUAAUGUCGGAAAGGAUGAAAGUAACCCCUAUACUAACCUUUCCCUCGACUAAACAUGCAACACAAGUGUGCUUCCAACUUAAGUUUUCUGUACAAAAGUGAUCAAUUCACAUAGAGCAAUAACAGAUAUUGGUUUCAGCAAAGCAUAGUUAUCAAGUUUUGAACAAAUCAUCUUGCUGGUUUGUACUGUUAUAUUUUCAGUAAAAUCUACAUUUGAAAAAAGAAUGAAAAACAAGAAAGGUGAUGAUAAAAAUGAAAAGGAAGCUUUAUGUUAAAACAUUACUAUGAAUAUAUAGAAAAAGGCUUGAAAUGUUUGUUAUAACCAGUGUAACAACAGGUGCUGUCAUAAAUGCUCUUUUUUAUGCAGUUGUUUUUAGAGUAUUUUGGAUUAUGCUGAACAUAUAAUAAUGGUCCUUAUAUCUUUCAUGUAACAUUAAGUUCAAAUAUUAGCAACUAACUUUACAUUCUGUUGUAUGGGACAGUAUAAUAGUAAUAUUUUUGUUUUAACUAUUUGUAGUUGUUCUGUAUAGUAAUCCAUUACUUUAUU